Botrytis cinerea B05.10 is the source of this 765-nucleotide messenger RNA. RefSeq lists its product as hypothetical. Bases 160 to 633 code for a protein of 157 amino acids. Lineage: Eukaryota; Fungi; Ascomycota; Leotiomycetes; Helotiales; Sclerotiniaceae. Gene Ontology annotation, cellular component: membrane. The transcript is spliced from 3 exons. The record is from RefSeq and is a predicted model, not a curated record.
GUCUCGAAUAUCAACUUGUUGAGAAUUGAUUCUGAGGUCUUGUUGAGCUGAUAGUCGGCCAACAAUUACCCCCGGUUAUUCUCAACAGCUUCUUUUCACUAUAAAUAUGUGACUUAAAUUCAUAUUGACAUAUCAAAAGCAAACAUAAACUAUAGAAAAAUGCCUGGCGUCCUCGAUACAACUCGCAACUUUUCUCUCUACAGUAUCCCGGCAGCAUGGCUCUUGGCUUUCGUCCCUCAUAUGUACGCUAUCUGCUCGUCUGAAGCCUUUGACAAAUGCUCCCCCAGAGACUUUCCAAAGAGUCUUGAGGCCGAUCAGAGCCUCGAGAUGGCUAAAAAGAAACGAAUUCGCCGAACCCACGCUGCCGCAGCCAAUGGCUUCGAAAAUGUCGGGCUUUUUGCUUCCGCAGUCGUAGCUGGAAAUGUCGCGGGUCUUUCCCACUCAACACUGAAUGGCCUUACUGGGGCAUAUGUAAUCAGUCGUGUGGUUUAUAAUUUCAUCUAUAUAAACAAUGAGAGUAACGGGGCCGCAACAGCAAGAGUUGUGGUUUGGUUUUCCGGAAUUUUACUGAAUUUCACAUUGUUCAUCAAAAGUGGAAGGAUCUUGACAAAUAAGACUCCAAACUUAUUGUAAAUGGAUGAGAGGGCUUAUGAAUGACAUGGAUCUGCGAAGUUUUGAGCUUGGUCAUAUCGGACUGUACAUACUGUGUAGUAUAUUAAAAGUAAUAAUUGAAAGUCGACACGGAAUCAUUCAAUUAACACGAUA